GGGGCCCUGCGCCCUCCGCCCACACGGCGCGGCCGGAGCAGCCGCCUCCAACGCCACUUGUGGAGUUCUUCCCCCGGCGGCGGUAACUUUACACUAGCCUGAGAGAGGCCUAUUUUUAUUCAGAAACCAGCAACCAGAGUGUCUAUAGAGAACGCUCCGAUGGAGGGCCAGCCCACCACUUGAGGAUUUCUCACAGAUUGGUGGGGAAGGAACGUCUUGCCCUACUAGCCUUUCUCUGAGAUUUCAGAAUUCUGCGGCCAUCAUACAAUUAGAGCGGAAUUGGUUGCUCGCGGGGGCGGGGAGCUUUUGGAUCAGCUGUUGCCCUAACCUGGCGGAGCUGACGCUGAACCCCACCUCUCGGCCUCUAAGCCCUGAGACCAUCACGCAAAGCCCGGCCCAGACCGUGCCCUGGUCACCUUCCUGCUGGAAUCGUUCCAAGAGCUGUUAGGGACAGGCUCACGGUGGGGAGGAGCAAAGAGAUGAAUGUAGCAGCCAAGUACCGCCAGGCAUCCCUGUAUGUGGGUGAUCUCAAUGCAGAUGUCACGGAGGACCUGCUGUUCAAAAAGUUCAGCACUGUGGGGCCUGUGCUGUCCAUCCGCAUCUGCAGGGACCUGGUCACCCGCCGCUCUCUGGGCUAUGCCUACGUGAACUUUCUGAAGCUGGCUGAUGCCCAGAAGGCCCUGGACACAAUGAACUUUGACAUGAUAAAAGGCAAACCCAUCCGUCUCAUGUGGUCUCAACGUGAUGCCUACUUAAGGAAAUCUGGCAUUGGGAACGUGUUCAUCAAGAAUCUGGACAAAUCUAUUGAUAACAAAACCCUUUAUGAACAUUUUUCAGCUUUUGGGAAGAUCCUAUCCUCCAAGGUGAUGAGUGAUGAUCAAGGCUCUAGGGGCUAUGCAUUUGUGCACUUCCAGAACCAGAUCGCGGCCGACAGGGCCAUCGAGGAGAUGAAUGGGGCCCUGCUUAAGGACUGCAGGCUGUUUGUUGGCAGAUUCAAGAACCGUAAAGAUCGGGAAGCCGAGCUCCAAAACAAGGUCAAUGAAUUCACCAAUGUUUACAUCAAAAACUUUGGAGAUGACAUGGAUGAUGAGAGACUGAAGGAAGCUUUUAGUAAAUAUGGCAAAACCCUGAGUGUUAAGGUGAUGACAGAUUCCAGUGGGAAAUCCAAAGGCUUUGGCUUUGUGAGUUUUGAUAGCCAUGAGGCUGCCAAAAAGGCUGUUGAAGAAAUGAAUGGAAAGGACAUAAACGGACAGCUGCUUUUUGUAGGCCGGGCGCAAAAGAAAUCAGAGCGGCAGGCGGAGUUAAAGCAAAUGUUUGAGCAGCUGAAACAGGAAAGAUUUCGGAGAUGCCAGGGCAUGAAGCUCUAUAUUAAGAACCUCGAUGAUACCAUUGAUGAUGAAAAACUGUGGAGGGAAUUUUCUUCGUUUGGGUCAAUUAGCAGAGUCAAGAUAAUGCGGGAAGAAGGGCGAAGCAAAGGGUUUGGCUUGAUCUGCUUCUCCUCUCCUGAGGAGGCCACUAAAGCAAUGGCUGAGAUGAAUGGCCGAAUCUUGGGCUCCAAGCCACUCUACGUUGCCCUGGCCCAGAGGCCCUAGGAGAGAAAAACUUACUGCACCAGCCAGUGUUUGCAGCAGGCGUGCGAAUGAUAGUGAUCUCUGCCUUUGAAUUAUCCUCAGAAAAUUUCAAAUCCCAGCUGAUGGCCGCUUAGUUUAGUAAACUUUGUGAUAAAAGGUUUUGUAUACAAAGCUAUUUUUUCUUGUGUGGAAAAAUAAAUGAAUCUUGGAAGCUUGA
Leptonychotes weddellii (Weddell seal) is the source of this 1788-nucleotide messenger RNA. It is a transcript of the gene PABPC4L, whose product is annotated as poly(A) binding protein cytoplasmic 4 like. Gene Ontology annotation, molecular function: RNA binding. The record is from RefSeq and is a predicted model, not a curated record. NCBI's taxonomy places the organism in Eukaryota, Metazoa, Chordata, Mammalia, Carnivora, Phocidae.